Messenger RNA from Penicilliopsis zonata CBS 506.65, 1197 nucleotides. RefSeq lists its product as hypothetical. The transcript is spliced from 3 exons. NCBI's taxonomy places the organism in Eukaryota, Fungi, Ascomycota, Eurotiomycetes, Eurotiales, Aspergillaceae. Gene Ontology annotation, cellular component: fungal-type cell wall. Gene Ontology annotation, molecular function: acid phosphatase activity. The coding region runs from base 1 to 1197 and encodes 398 amino acids. The record is from RefSeq and is a predicted model, not a curated record.
AUGUCCCGUCAUGCUGAGAGAUAUCCGACCAAGUCUGCCGGAAACCGCCACCUUGCUCUGCUCAGGCGUAUUGAUGAGCUAAACACCCAUUUCAACGGGUCGCUUUCGUUCGUGAACAAUUGGACCUACUUCUCCGACAAUCCGUCGGCAGAGUUCGACCAGUUGACCCGCACUGGUCCUUACGCAGGCACAUUGCAAGCAUUCACGACGGGGGUCCGGUUUCGAAGCCGCUACAGCCAUCUCCUUGCCUCCCGGACUUCGACCAGUCGACUCUGGGCCAGCGACUCCGAACGGGUCAUCGAGACAGCCCGACACUUUGCUGCUGGACUGUUCGGACUCGACUGGGAAACUUCGUCGCUUGCUGAGCUAGAGGUCAUCCCCGAGACUGUGGACCGGCGUGCAGAUACACUUACACCGGGGGAUUCCUGUCUGCGGUACAUUGAAGAUACGGAGUAUGGGCAUGAUUAUGGCCUGAGGAUGCUGGGACGAUUUCAGCAGUCUUAUAUCCCUCUGAUUACCGAUCGUCUGCUCUCUCAACACCAAAAUGGCGCACUCGGUUCCUUGACGAACAUGGAAGUCUUCGGGAUGCAGGAGAUGUGCGGGUUUGAAACUUUAGUCCGAGGUUCCAGCCCGUGGUGUGCUGUCUUCACUGAGGACGACUGGGACAAUUUCGAGUACGCCCGAGAUCUGGUCCAUUACUAUCGUGCAGGCCCGGGAAACCCAUAUGCGGGCGCAAUGGGUUGGCUGUGGCUGAAUGCCACAGCUUCUCUUUUACGCUCUGGGCCGGAGGCUGGACCUUUUUUCUUCAGUUUCGUCCAUGAUGGCGACAUCGCGCCUUUCCUUACUGCUUUAGAAAUCCUCAAGGAUCCAAUUUACGAUCCAUCACUGCCGACGGCAUCGGCCGUUGCAGACCGUGUGUGGCGUACGUCAACCGUGAUGACGAUGGGCGGCAGAAUCACGCUGGAACGCUUGACAUGUCCUGGAUCCUCGCAAGAUCCCUUCAUUCGCAUCAACAUAAACGAUGCCGUGAUGCCUUUGCCCUACUGUAAAUCAGGACCUGGGGCCUCCUGCCCAUUGAAUCAGUUCGUGGACUUUGUCCAGCGGCGAAGAGGAGAAGUUGGUGAUUUCGCCCAGGUAUGUGGCCUGGAUGGAGACCCGGGCUGGAUCACAUUCCUCCACCAAGGGCCAACUACCUAA